This is a messenger RNA of Corythoichthys intestinalis (scribbled pipefish), 5562 nucleotides long. RefSeq names its product methyl-CpG binding domain protein 6 (gene mbd6). Lineage: Eukaryota; Metazoa; Chordata; Actinopteri; Syngnathiformes; Syngnathidae. The transcript is spliced from 13 exons. The record is from RefSeq and is a predicted model, not a curated record. Gene Ontology annotation, molecular function: DNA binding; chromatin binding. Gene Ontology annotation, cellular component: chromocenter; nucleus. Bases 487 to 5379 code for a protein of 1630 amino acids.
GAGUUUGCAGUGCGCACGCGCGACAGAAAACUCCAUUAUUAUUUUUCUGGGAAUCCAAAUAAAAAAAACAAACAAAAAAGAAGGCAACUGGGAAUUUUGGAUUCCAUGGCUCGCGAUGGUUAUCGGAAUACAAUUGCAAGCAAGACGGCCUAGAAGUCCAGUGGCAAAAAGAAGGUCUUGGAGAAGUCUCAGCCGGCAGCGGGACAGCCUCCACUCUUGCUCUUGUCGGGCCACUCCAAAUCAAGCUCAUCAUCCUCAUCUCAGCUCCUCCUCGGAUGUGAACUGAAUAAACAUCUGCAGCGUUCAUCCUUGUGAGCACAGAGAGGCUCGGCCUGUUUGUUGGGGACAAUUGGGCGUUGAGUCAGUUUCACUGGCAGUCUGCAUGCUUCUAACCCACCAGCAUGUUCAAUCAACAGUCAAUACCAUAGCCAAACCCAAGCCUGGCUUCCCAAAGAUGACAAGCCGCUGGCAGGCUGCAGCUACAGAAUGAUGGGAGGAAGUGACACUGGCAGUGGGGACAAGGAUGGGGUGGUCACCGCUGCCAUACACAUUCCUAUCGGCUGGCAGAGGAGACUGCAUGGCAACCAGGUGGUGUAUGUCAGUCCCAGUGGUACUUCUCUGUCGUCCCUGGAUGAGGUGAAGACCUAUCUGUUGACUGAUGGUACCUGUAAAUGUGGUCUGGAGUGUCCGCUUGUCAUCAACAAGGUUUUCAACUUUACUAUGGGGGUAAAGGUGGAGAAGCACAAGCAGCCUUUAGGCAAAGCAGAGCAGGACAUGACCAAACUGUGCAACCACCGCAGGAAAGUGGUGGCAAUGGCCGCUCUGUGUCGCAGUAUGCAGGCAUCACAGCUGCCCUUUACUCACCUUCAUCACGCCGAGGUGAGCAAGAGUGUAGGCAAUUGCAACCCAAAGAGGGCUCUUGUUGAACGGGAAGAAGAGGACCGGAACAUUUAUCAUCCCAAAUUUCAUCCAGCUCCUGCGCGACCUCAGAAUAGCACCACCCCAAAUCCCUGCACCAGCCCCAGUUCCUCUCAUAAAAAUAUUUAUCCUUAUAAUGGUUCUUCCCCAGUUCACACAGGCACAAACUCUCACCAUCCCUUUGACGCUUUACGAAAGUUUCACCAUCCUCUUCCUCAAACCGUGCCCUUUACCUCUUCCAACAGCCCCCCAUUUCCCUCUUACCAUGUUACACAAAGGUCACCCCGCACUCCCACCCCUCAAAAUGUCAGUCAAGGUCAGAAAACAUCCCAAACCCCUGAAAGUCCUGCUUCCCCUCUCCUAAGGCCGCUGUGUUCAACUCCUUGCUCCUCUCCUAAAAGCUUUGCGAUGGGAGGACGAGUAUCACAGAGUCAAGCGCAGCAUCCAGCCGGGGUCAUAGGUGGAGGCUCUCCACUCUCCCCCACUCCUGUUCUCUCACCCUCUGUCCAUAACAUGAGCUGUGUCUCCCCUCUGCAGCGUUCCCACCACGCUUCGGCCUCCCCCUCUCAUGUCUCUGAUCAGAGUGGAAACUCGACUGCAGCGGCCGAAGGACUGAUGGGAAAUAACAUGUCACGCAGGAGAAAGUCUAUCUCUUCCUCUCCACAUUCCCCUGUUCCUUGCGGCUCACCGAACCCCAGCCCCCACAUCUUCAAGUUCAAGCUGGAAGAUAUCUUGGAGCAAUUUAAGAACUCUGGCAACAAUAGCACUAAUAACAACCACCUUCCAAACCCUACAAACACCAACAUACUGACUAACCAAAGCAGUCACGGUCCUCGCGUUCCCCCUCUGAAACCCUCAAAGAGUAUAGCAAACCCCAGUACAGUACCUCCAAGUUUUGGGUUGAACUCUGCAGGGAUGUCCAGUGUGACUCUGGGACCAUUUUUGAACCACCACAGUCCCCAGGGCCAUCUGCCGCCAUCAACUUCUUUUCCUGCAAGUAGUCUGCUCUCUGCGGCUGCUAAGGCUCAGCUGGCUAGCCAAGUAACCCAGGGCCAGGGUUCAAAUGUGGCCUGCAGCCAAACAAGUGUGUCCUCUUCGCUGGAAAUCUUGACAGGGGCAACGCAAAAAUUGUCAACAAAGGUAACAAACAGCACUUUAAAAAACUGCCACCUUCCCUCUCCCAUUGCUGCCUCUAGGCCUCACUAUCCCUCUCUAGCAGCAGCGUCCUCUGUCCUUUUUACUUCAUCCCACUCCUUAGCCCAGUCCCUGGCUUCUUCCUUGCCUCAACUGUCUCCCAAAACAGAAAAAAAUAUAUCUCACAGCAAAAGGCGACGGCGAUCUCCAACUGUUCUCAGCAUGAUCAGAGACAACCAGCAGCUGAUCAAUGGGUCACAAAAGACCUCGCCAGUGGACUCUGCUACAGCCAUGAACCUGUCAUCUUUGGCUUGCCCACGCUUUUCCUCUACCUCAGAUGUGCAGAACGCAAACAGUGUCACAUCCGAGCACCAUCAUCAUCUGUUACCCGGGCAAAUAUCCAAGUUUCUGACUCCCAACCAGACGGCACAGCUUUCUGAACCUCCUCGCCAAGAAGAGACCUUGGAUAUCACUUCAAGCUUGUCUCCUAUGCCCCUUAGCUUGGAUCCUCCAAACCAGCCCCUCUCUGCUCUGUUGCACUUACUGAGUGUACAGAAUGCGCAGGCCGCAGUCUCAUCUUCCCACACUGCUCCAGAUAAUUUGGGAUCCAUUUGUGAAGGGAGUGGACACACUAGAAUUCAGAGCCCCACUCUUGCUCCCUCAUCUCUUACCCCCAAUUCCAGUUGCAACCAUGCGCAGCCACCAUCACCAUGCCAGACCAGUAACACUAACACAAUACCUAUGAUUUCUCCCCCUCGCACCUCCACCCAUUUCAAAGCAGUGCAGUCGCAAUCUCACUCCGUGAGAUUAAGCCCUCUAGAGAGACAUUCCCCUACUUCCUCAAUGCCUUCACAAACAAAUUUAGCUUUACACAACAUCAACAGCCCAUCUUUACAUGUGGCCACUAAUACACUAGAUGGGCAGCAUCGACCAGAGAAUCACAUUUCAACAACUGACACUGUUUCCCGGACACUUUGUUCGGAAGCGUCGCCACAGAGUUUGAUCAGUAACAGCUCUUCCAUAGCUGAACUGAGUCAGUCGCAAGGCAAUGUUUCUUUAGCGUUAUCCACCUCUCCAAAGCCUCUUGAUCUUAGCAACCAUGUUCUAGCCCUUCUUGCAGCAUCCUCGACUGUAAGCCAGGAGGAAGGUAGCAAAGAUGACCACACAAAUGAUGCAGUGAUGUCUUCCCAAGAAAACCACACUGCAGGAUCUCGGUGUUCUGUAAGUUUGGACUUGAAAAACUCUACAUCAACGAAACUGCUGACACCCACCAGCCCAGAAGUCAUCUCCUCUCAGCUUAGCGAUGACAGUCCUCAGACACCUUCAGCUUUGUGUGACUCAACUGCUCCUUUACCUCUGGCAGAGGCCUUCCCUUUCAUGAACCAAGAUCAGCUUCUUCAGCUGUUGUCUUCCACGGGAGGCCUGCCAUCCAUCCUCGACCCUACUGUCCUGUCCUCAUUACAGCUUGGAGGCCUGUGGUUUGGUGGCCAAAAUGGACAGGUACCCCCAUCCACUGCUUCAACACAAAAUCUUGCGGAGCAGCAGCCAAUACUGAUACAAUCAGAGACACAGCAGCAAAGCCAGGAUCAGCAACAGAAGCAACAACAAAUAAACGGCAAUCCUCUCUUUCCGUUGUUGCCGUUGUUAAGCAGUGUGCAAGGAGACUUACCUCUAAAUGUAAUGGGCAUUCUCAACCCACUUCCAACUUCAGUCUCAGCCUCCGGCACUGGACAGGAACAUGAUUUGGCUUUAACAGAAAAACCAAGUCUUCAAGCUCUGCUUAUGGCAUCUUUGCUGCUCGGGCAGAACCAGACACCUUUGUUACCCCUAUCUGGACUGAGUCAGUUGGGUCAGGUCAGCUUGGAGGUCCCUCUUCAGCAGCAGCCCCAGAUUCCCACUACUCUGGAGGGGCUCACGCUAGACAAAGCUGCUGCGCUCCUGGAUCCAUCAACUCUACACGGGUCAGGGCUUCUGGAAGUCACCCAGGGCCUUCCCCUCCCGCCUGGUGCGGAGGGGUCUAUCCAAGCUCUGCAGUCUCUGCUCCUUCCUGCUACCCUUCCUCCUCACCCAGCUACCUUCCUGCCUUUUAACCCCGCCAUCCUCACAGCUGCUCUGAACACAGCUGACCUACCCAGUAGCCAAUUAACUUCUGUUCAGCAUACCCAACCUCAGGAACUGUCUGACGCUGGUGUGGACACCCUCAUCCCGCUUCCUCUACAAGGCAAGGAAAACCCUAUUCUCCAGCAACUACUUCCUAGUUUGCUUAACCCUGCUGUGUUAGGAGACAUAUCUGGAAUCGCCGGACUCCAAAAUAUGGUGGGUAUUGGAGCAGGUUCCAUCCUCCUACCAUCAGUCCAGACCUCAUCUUUGAGCAUGCCUCUCCUUCAAAGUCCUGAUGGGACUAUCAACUUGAUUAACAAUUUACAGCUCAAUCUCACACCAUCAUCGGAGGGAGAUAAGUCCGAGUUGGUUCAGGGCACGCAUAGCCCUGCCCCUCACGUCGACAUUCCACCCUCUCAGAUCUCUCCUGAAGAGGUUACAAGUCCGGCUCCAACGCCUGUCCAAGAACCGAGUAGACAACCUCAGCGUGGGUCGGACGGCAGGCCCGUUAUCGACCCCUACACCUCUUUCAUGGAUACAAUUUACACCUCUUUCCUUCAAAUUAAUGCUAAAGAGCAAGAGGGGGGCCACUCUGGGCCGUCUGACCCUACGUCACCUUUCUGUGCCUUACCACCUGUCACUUUCCCCAUGGAGCACCAUACACUCUCCAUGCCUGCCCCAACACAGCAUCAGGCUAAUGCCCCGGUCUCCCUCAGCCCACGGCGGGCUUGCUCCUUACGAAACCCAGACUUAUCACGUCUCAGCUUGGAAGCGGCAGCCCAUUCUCCAGCUCAGGGUACGCCCAAACCCAGCGAAGAUGUGGCCACAUCGCCUUUACAAAGAAAAACAGUUAUGGUGGAGGGACAUACACAUCCAGAGCCCCCGUUGCCAUGCAUAUAUUUGGAGGAAGCUAAGACAGACUGUCUGGGUUUGGAGAGAAAGACAGGUUAUCUGAAUCCCAGGGAUGGUUGCAGUGGGAGUCCUCAUGAGGAUCUGCCAGGGACGUUGCUGCACAGUGAACAAGGAAGGGAACAAUCGGGAGCUGUGACUGGAUCCCGCCGAGGGAGAAAAAGAAAACAAACGUUGCAGAAUGUGUUGGAGGACUUCAGAGACUUGGAUGCUACAACUGCACUCGCAGAAACGGAUGCAACUGCGACGACCCUGUUAAAGCCUGAUUCAUCGGUCCGAGGCAGGAGAAGACGAGGGGCGAGGUCUCAGAGGCAGUGAUUGCUUCCUGGGCUCCAUCUUCCACCAAUCCAUGUCACCAUGUCAUGUUACUUUUUGUUAUCCUUUGUCAGUCAGCUGCACUAACAAUGCUGUUAAUGUUAACCAAUGCAAUGGCAACCAGUGGAAAAUAAAGCGAAGGACGAGCUCUUUUCUGGGGGGAAAUAUAAUUUAAUUUUUUUUUUU